CCAAACACAUUUUAUCUUCUAUAAUAUCUAUCUAUCCUAAUUUUCCUUCCUCACAUACACUGCAAAUGGUUAGAGCUUUGACAAACACUUUGACCCAUACCAAAUUUCCAAAACAUUGAAGGUACAAAUCAAGCAUGUCUUUGUACCUUUCUUGUGCUAUCACAACAAAGCCAUUUUUGAAGUUCAACAGCACCUUGAAAUAUCAACAACAGAAACCAAAUAUUUCAUUAGCGUUAGUGAGGUGUGAAUCAAUUUCAAAAGACUCAUCAGAGGAGAAUGAGUUGUCAGAAAAACGUUCAAAGUUGGAUAAAGGGUCUCCCAUUAUUAUCAUUGAAGCUCCAAAGAUGAUCAAAACUGCAGCUUCUGUCCCUUGCCUCAGAGUUAAUUCUGGCUUAGUCAAACCUGGUGAUGUUGGAAGAAUUGUUUCAAGAAAGCCAAAAGAUGUGUGGGCAGUGCGGCUCAGCAUUGGAACUUAUCUUAUUGAUGGCAAAUAUUUCAAGCCUUUAGAUAUUGCUGAAUAAUAAUCACACACACACACACACAAAUUGCUCUUAGUCUCUGUGUGUAAAUUAGUUAAGCAAAAUAUUAUAAUUUACGGGAUACUUAUAACGUUUUUGGAUAAAAAUAUAAUUUUUAAAAGUUAAAUUUUAGCA
Molecule: messenger RNA, 653 nt
Organism: Trifolium pratense (red clover)
Lineage: Eukaryota; Viridiplantae; Streptophyta; Magnoliopsida; Fabales; Fabaceae
Exons: 2
Coding region: 135-521 (128 amino acids)
Biological process (GO): NADH dehydrogenase complex (plastoquinone) assembly
Source: RefSeq, a predicted model, not a curated record